UGCUAAAUGCAGCUUAGUUUCCCAAUGGUUUCCUCUAGUUUCUUCCCCUUUUUACAAGCUACAUUCUAAUAACUUCCCUAUUUCUGUCAUAUAAGUACAGGUUGACUGAUUCACUCAGAGGCUGAGUAUGUCUUUUAGUAGGUAAAACCAGGAAAAAUGUCUGAGGAAGUCUAUGCCACGCCAGACCUCACCAAGAAAGUUAGGUUUCAGGCUAGCAAGACGGUGAUGGAACUGGAGGACAAAAAUGAUGACACCUGUGAUGACUAUGGUAAUGUUCAGAUUUAUGAUAACUGCUGGGCAGAGGGAAGCACGCUGCCGAACUUACAGGAAAACCUCUCUGAGGGGAAACCGCGAGACAUUUCAGUCAGCAAAGAAGGGUAUUCAGCAAAGAAAGAUGUUGUUGGUGUUGCUGCAGUGUUUCUGCUGCUGGUGUGUUGUAUUCUCCUGACUGCAGUCAUCAUCCUGUUUGUCCUUUUGAGUCAAAAUAUAAGCAACUUGAAAACUGAGAGAAAUCAACUGUCCAAGGACAAAGCAAUCCUGAUCAGAGAGAGGCUCCAACUGCUCACGAAUUACAGUGAAAUAAAGAGCCUCAAUGCCAACCUGACCCAGAGCAUGAUGCUCUUAACACAUGAGAACGACGCUUUGAAGCUUACUAAUGGGAACCUUACCAAAGAGAGAGACAGAUUGCAGAAUAAGACGAUGAGAACAUGCUGCUGUACUAAUUGGACACGUUUUGAGGACAGUUGCUACUUAGUUCCCACCCCAAAGUUAAACUGGUAUAAUAGUAAACAACAAUGUGACCACUAUGGUGCACACCUGGUGAUAAUAUCCAGCAGGGAGGAACAGGAACAUGUCAGCACAUUAGCAGAGACAGCCAUGAAAGCCAUGAAAGAUGACAGUGUCUGGAUUGGUCUGACUGAUGAAGAGGUACAAGGUGUUUGGAAAUGGGUGGAUGGAACGGUUGUCAACACAAGACAUUGGUGCUUUGCACCUCUGGUCUGUAUACAGCCCAUCGUUAUGGGUGAGUCAGCCUCACUGCAGUAUCACAAUGGUCAAUCCGACAGUAUGACUGUCUGAUUAUUUUUCUACCAAGUAAUCACGGCUCAGUUGUGUGUACAGCUGGGGUCUCAGAAGUCACCCCUGCGCCCCAGUGGAUCUUGGUGGCUUCAGGUACUGGAGACUUUCUCAGCCGGAUAAUUACAAAUCUGGAACCAUGACUGAACACUGUGCUUCUAUAUCUAAGGAUAAUAAGAGGGCUAACUGGAAUGAUCUCUUUUGCACAGACACACAUCUCUUUAUCUGUGAGCAAACGCUUAAAUGAAUCCACAUUAUAAUGUCACACAUGGAAACAGUACAGCAGCUCUGUUAAGAUAAGACCAUCAGUGUGACAGUCAGCCAGCACAAACAACACCAGGACCCCCAAAACUAAAGCAGCUAAAUGCAAUGUAGAUACUCAGUUUAUUAUUCACCUGUGUAUUUUCCCAUUGUAACAUCAGAAAUGUCCAAACUGGGACUCAGUUGUUGCCUUUUCUCUCUUUUUCUUUUGCAAGGACAGUAAAUUUAGAUAAUGAAUAAAUGUUUUUAACUGAUAGCCUUAACACCUAAGCGUCUCUUUGAAAUGUAGGAGUAUGUCAGCACAUUAGCAGAAACAGCCAUGAAUACCAUGAAUGAUGUGAAGCUCUCUUGCUCUUAUGCAUAUGAAAUCACAAUAUUACAGACUGCUGUACUGUGCUGUGUCAUGUAUUAAUUAACCCGAGAGCAUUGUAUUCUUUUAAUUUAGUUUUUUUGCCAGUUUGUUGUCAAUGUUGGUUGUUCUUAUUUUGAAUAAAUACGUGAUAUUGUU
Molecule: messenger RNA, 1843 nt
Organism: Mugil cephalus (flathead mullet)
Lineage: Eukaryota; Metazoa; Chordata; Actinopteri; Mugiliformes; Mugilidae
Product: asialoglycoprotein receptor 1-like
Exons: 7
Coding region: 157-1077 (306 amino acids)
Biological process (GO): biological process involved in interspecies interaction between organisms
Cellular component (GO): external side of plasma membrane
Molecular function (GO): carbohydrate binding
Source: RefSeq, a predicted model, not a curated record